AUGGGCUGCGCCGUGAGCACCACCGGCGAGAAGGAGGCCGCCGAGCGGUCCAAGAAGAUCGACAAGGACCUCCGCGCUGAUGGCGAACGCGCCGCCAGCGAGGUCAAGCUCCUGCUGCUCGGUGCUGGGGAGUCUGGCAAAUCUACGAUAGUAAAGCAAAUGAAAAUAAUUCACGAGACCGGCUACAGUAAAGAGGAAUGCGAACAAUACACUCCUGUGGUAUACAGCAACACGAUACAAAGUUUAAUGACGAUAAUCAGGGCCAUGGGGGAUCUUAGAAUCGACUUUGCUGAGCCUAGCAAAGCGGAUAUGGCACGACAAUUUUUCACCCUAGCAUCGGCAGCGGAGGAGGGCGAGCUGACCGGGGAACUAGUGUUAUUAAUGAAGCGAUUAUGGCAGGACCCGGGACUGCAGCUCUGUUUCUCGCGUAGCAGGGAAUACCAGCUCAAUGAUUCGGCAGCGUACUACCUUAACGCACUUGACCGCAUAACGCAACAUAAUUAUGUCCCGACACAGCAGGACGUUCUGCGAACGCGCGUCAAAACCACUGGAAUCGUGGAGACACAUUUUUCUUUCAAGGGCUUACAUUUUAAAAUGUUCGAUGUUGGCGGUCAACGGUCUGAAAGAAAGAAAUGGAUACAUUGCUUCGAAGGCGUCACUGCGAUCAUCUUCUGCGUUGCUCUGAGCGGCUAUGACCUGGUAUUAGCGGAGGACGAGGAGAUGAAUCGCAUGAUAGAGUCGAUGAAGCUGUUCGACUCGAUUUGUAAUAGUAAAUGGUUUGUCGAAACGUCUAUCAUACUGUUCCUGAAUAAAAAAGAUCUGUUCGAAGAAAAGAUCACCAGGAGCCCACUCACUAUCUGCUUCCCGGAAUAUAAAGGCGCCAACACCUACGAGGAGUGCGCCUCUUAUAUUCAGAUGAAAUUCGAAAAUCUGAACAAAAGGAAGGAUCAGAAACAAAUCUACACGCACUUUACGUGCGCAACAGAUACGUCCAAUAUACAGUUUGUGUUCGACGCCGUAACCGACGUAAUAAUCAAGAACAACUUGAAUAAUUGCGGAUUACUGAGUUAAACAUUCCAAUACUCGAUCAGUAAAUUAUCGAAAAAGAAGGGAUAUAUCUUAAUAUGUUGACGACUCAUUAAUCUUCGCGAAUGCAUUAGAGAAUGACGAAGAGACUGAUCGAAAGUUUUAAGAGGAACGUGUCCGUAAAUACGAAUAUAUAUUAUGCGAGGAUUUUAUUUACAUACACAUACACAAACAUACAUUAGGCUUUUGAAAUAUUUUAUCGU
This is a messenger RNA of Trachymyrmex septentrionalis, 1289 nucleotides long. It is a transcript of the gene Galphai, whose product is annotated as guanine nucleotide-binding protein G(i) subunit alpha. NCBI's taxonomy places the organism in Eukaryota, Metazoa, Arthropoda, Insecta, Hymenoptera, Formicidae. Bases 1 to 1071 code for a protein of 356 amino acids. Gene Ontology annotation, biological process: adenylate cyclase-modulating G protein-coupled receptor signaling pathway. The record is from RefSeq and is a predicted model, not a curated record. The transcript has 4 exons. Gene Ontology annotation, molecular function: G protein-coupled receptor binding; G-protein beta/gamma-subunit complex binding; GTP binding. Gene Ontology annotation, cellular component: heterotrimeric G-protein complex.